AUGCAGGUACAGUUUUACCAGAACAUCAUGAAGGGCCAGCUGGGCACUGCCCGCACGCAGGCCAUCUGCUUCUCUGCGAACAACAAGCGCCUCGCCGUCGCCGACGCCACGCGGCACAUUCAGCUGUUCGACGAGCAGGGCGAGCGGCGCGACAAGUUCGCGACGAAGGCGGCGUCGGACAAGGGCGGGCGAGGCUACAUCGUGACGGGCAUGGCCUUCUCCCCCGACAGCUCGCUGCUGGCGAUUGCGCAGUCCGAUAACAUUGUCUUCGUGUACCGUCUCGGGCUGGAAUGGGGCGAAAAGAAGGCUAUCCGCAACAAGCUGUCGCAGACAUCGCCGGUGACGUGCGUUGUGUGGCCCAACACGUUCUCUCAGGGGGUGGAGCUCAUCGCCUUCGCCACGUUGGAUGGCAGUGUGAAGGUGGGCAUGCUGAAGGCGAACAAGUCGCACGUCCUCUAUUCACACGACCACCCGGCCGUGUCCAUGUGCACCAGCCGCGACAACACUAAGAUCCUGACAGGCCACCUCGACGGCACCGUCUACCAGUAUGUCCUCGAGGCCUCCGAGGACGGCGCCGAGGUGGCGGGGGCGAAGCGGCUCUUCGUCCACAGCUGCGCGCCGUACAUGCUGGCAUGGGGCGAAAGCAUCUGCGCGGCCGGCACCGACUGCCAGGUCGCCUUCUACACCCCGAAGAGCUGCCAGAAACCGCAGGUGAUCUCGUUCGACAUGAAGGACAUCGGGAGCUUCACUGGGGGUGUCUGCAACCCGAGCGGGCAGGCCGUCGCGAUCGCCGGUCGCGAGCAGAUCCGCAUCUUCGACCUCAACAUCCGCUCUCACAAGUGGGAGGAGGGCGCCGUCGUUUACCUGCCGCACAGCGAGGGCUUCAGCGCAAUGCAGUGGAAGCGCGAUGGCAGCCGGCUUGUCACCGGCUCUGUCACCGGCUCUGUGGACGUGUUUGACUGCUGUCUGCGCCGCUACCGCAUGCGCGGCGCGUACGAGUUCACGUACGUGAGCCACAGCCAGGUGAUAGUGAAGCGGCUGGCGAGCGGGACGCGGCUAGUGCUGCAGUCCUACAUGGGCUUUGAGAUUCAAAAGGUGAACGUCUACCAGGACCGCUACCUCGUCGCCCACACCUCGGCCACCCUCCUCCUUGGUGACUUGGUGUCGCACAAGCUGAGCGAGGUGCCGUGGCAGCUCACCGGGCGGGAGAAGUUUACCUUCGACAAUGAACAGAUCUGCAUGGUGUUCAACGUUGGCGAGCUGUGCCUCAUCGAGUACGGCAAGAACAUGAUUCUCGGCACGUGCCGCACCGAGGAGCGCAACGCGCACCGCAUCAGCGUGCGUGUCCUUAACCCCCUUGCAAGUGACGCAGGUGCCGGUGCGGCCGGCAGUGGAGGCGCCGGCGGGCAGCGUCGCGAGGUGAACACGACGACCGGCUCGCCUCUUGUGUCCACCUCCGUGCCGAGCAGCUCCGGUGCGCUCGAUGCGUACAACUCGCGCUGCGUCAUUGCGUACCUCAUCGACCGGCAGACGAUUCAGAUUGACGACCUCAGGAGCGGCGUCUCCAUCGCCCGCGUGCCGCACGAGUCGAAGAUCGACUGGCUGGAGCUCGACUUCCGCGCGUCGCGGCUGCUGUUUCGCGACAAGCAGCACCAGUUGUACCUCUACGACAUCUCCAGGCAGCAGCGCACCACACUGCUGAGCUACUGCACGUAUGUGCAGUGGGUGCCACGCAGCGACGUCGCCGUGGCGCAGAGCCGCCUCGAGCUUUGCGUGUGGUAUAACGUCGAGUCGCCGGAACGUGUCACCAUCGUGCCGAUUCGCGGGGAGGUGGAGGGCAUGGAGCGUGGCAACGGCAAGACGGAGGUGAUUGUCGACGAAGGCGUUAGCACCGUCGCCUACGCGCUGGACGAGUCGCUCAUCGAGUUCCGCGCCGCCAUGGAGGAACGCGACCUGGACCGCGCAUGCGACUUGCUGGAGCGUACGUCGCUGUCUCCCGGGACAGAGGUGAUGUGGAGCACACUCGCCAACGUGUCACUGCAGGAGAUGAAGCUUUUCAUUGCGGAGCGCUGCUACGCGGCUCUGGGCGAUGUCGCGAAGGUGAACGCGCUGCAGCGCAUUCAUCAGCUCGCGGCAAAGGCGAAGGCGGACAGCGCGGACGCCACCACCGGCUACGAGCACUACACGGUGCUGGCGGAGCUGUACAUGAUGAGUCAAGACUUCAAGCGAGCCGAGCAGCUCUUCCUCGAGAACGGCCGUGUCGAGGACGCCAUGCAAAUGUGGGAGGAGAUGAACUGCUUUGACGAGAGCCUGGCCAUCGCCGAGUCGCGCGGCCUCGACGACGUCGCCAACCGUCGUGCCCGGUACUUCGCGUGGCUGAUGGAGACUCGUCAGUACGAAAAGGCGGGCGAGAUGCGCGAGAAGGACGGCAAGUUCAUUGACGCCAUCAACCUGUACCUGCGCGGUGGCACGCCGGCCCGUGCAGCGCAGGUGGUCUCCGUGAACAACCUGAAGCCUGAGCAGCAACUGCUGGAGGCGAUCGCGGCCGCGCUCUUCAAGGCGCAGGUAUUCGAGGUCGCUGGCGACUUCUUCGACAAGCUGCACAUGACAGACCGCGCGAUCGACGCCUACAAGCGAGGUCACGCCUUCAGCCGUGCCGUCGAAUAUGCCAAGACGGCCGCGCCGCAGCAGGUUGUCCCGCUGGAGGAGGCGUGGGGCGACUACCUUGUCUCGCAGAAGCACGUCGACCAGGCCAUUAACCACUACAACGAGGCGGGCAAGUACGGCAAGGCCGUGAAGGCGGCGCUGGACUCGCGGCAGUGGGCAAAGGCGGCGGCCAUCCUGGAGACGCAGAGCAACGGCGGCGUGGGCAGCUCCGGAGGGCCGGUCGACGCGGCCACCAAGAGCGCCUACCAGCGGAUUGCGCACCACUACGAAGAGGUACACCAGUACGCCGAGGCAGAGAAGCUCUACAUCAAGUGUGGCGCCGUCAGCGACGCCGUCGACAUGUACUCGCGCGCUGGCAUGACCGACCACAUGUACCGCGUUGCUCAGCGCCACCUCGAGCAGGACAAGCUGGUCGAACUCUUCGUAAGCCAGGCGAAGCAGCUGGAGACGAAGGGCGACUACGCAGCCGCCGAGCGCAUAUAUCUGAAGGUGAACGAUGCAGAUGGUGCCAUCAUGAUGUACCGCAAGAACCGCGACUACACGAACAUGAUGCGACUCGUGCAGGCGUACCGCUCCGGCUACGUUGUGCAGACGCACCUGGCGCUCGCCGCGCAGUUCCAGAAAGAGGGCAAUCUCAAGGCAGCUGAGACCCACUUUAUCGCCGGCAAGGACUGGAGCCGCGCCGUCUCCAUGUACCGCGACCGCGAUCUCUGGGACGACGCAGUGCGCAUUGCCAAAGUGCACGGCGGCGCCAACGCGGCGAAGCAGGUGGUCGUGUCGCGCGCGACGGUGAUGGACAGCGAAGAGGGUGUGCGGCUGCUCGGCAAGUUCAAUCUUAUCGAGGCCGGCAUCGAGGCGGCGCUGGAGAACUCCAAGUUUGACCUGGCACUCCAGUGGGCACAGCUAGCGCGGCCGGCGAAGGUGCCGUACGUGUACCUCAAGUACGCCAUGCACUACGAGGACCAGGGCGACUUCCGCAUGGCCGAGGACGCCUUUAUCAAGUCCGGCAAGCCGCGUGAGGCGAUUGACAUGUAUGUACAUCAGCACGACUUCACCGGUGCGAUGCGUGUUGCUGAGAACUACGACCCGUCGGCGGUGCCGCACGUGUGCGCCGCCAAUGGGCGUGUGUGCUUCCAGCAGGGCAACUACAAGGAGGCCGAGGCGCUGUUCCUGCGCGCGAACGCGCCGGAGACGCUGCUGAAGUUGUACGUCGACGCGAAGAUGUUCUCCGAGGCGCAGCGGGUGGCGAAGGAGCACUGCCCGGAAAUGCAGAGCGAUGUGGCAAAGCGCAUGGCGCUAAACUCGAACGAUCCGCAGAAGGCCGGAGCGGUCUUGGAGGAGAACAGCGAGUACCAGCUGGCCAUUGACACCUACCUGGCGGCCACACCGGAGAUGGUGCCGGACCCGGCGACACUCGCCAAUCUGUGGGUGCGCGCCGUGAAGGUGGCGCAGAAGCACGCGCGCAACUUGCUGAAGGAGGUGCUGCGCAGCGCCAUCGACAAGCUCAAGGCGGCGCAGCGCUACGUCGAGGCCGGCAAGUGCCUCGAGGACUGCGAGGACUACAAGGCCGCCAUCAACAUGUACGUACAGGCGCGCAAGUUCGACAUGGCCGAAGCACUGGCGAAGCGUGUGAGCCCGGAGCUGGAGAACUUUGUGAAGCGCGCCAUCGUGCAGGACAGCAUCUCCGGCGGGUCCAUGAAGGACGCCAAGGUGGUGGAGGAGAUGGACCCCGAUGUGGCCAUGAAGGCGUACAUCAGCAAGGCCGACUUUUCAAACGCACUGCGCAUGGCGGCGCAGAGGUCGCCGGAGGAGGUGCAGUACGUGACGGGCCUGCAGGUGCAGCAUCUCCUGCGCCAAGGCGACCCGGUGCAGUGCCUCGAGGCGCUCAGCAAGAACACCAUGGAUUCGGACGACUUCCGCUUCUACGAGACGUGGAUGUCGGUGGCACAGAAGGUGAUCCCGCUGCUCCCGGGCGACGACACGGUGGCGACGCUGCUGCAGCCGCUGCAUGACGGCCUUGUAAAGGUGGUGGACAGCAUGACGCAGUCUGGCCAGAAGAGCGAGGACAUCGCCAAGGCCACGGCGCUCGCGAGCGUGGUGCACAUCUACUUCAUGUCCCGAAAGAUGGAGACCGAGUUGAACAUGCCGGACUUUGCCGUGCAGCUCAUGCUCGGGCUGCCGCGCUGGAUCCCGCAUGUGGCGCCGGAUAAGGCGUUCUACGACGCCGGCAUGGCCGCGAAGCGCUCGGGGGUUGAGGGGAUGCAGGACGUUGCCUUCCUCUACCUCAACCGCGCACUCGACAUCAACGAGCGCAUCGACGACGGCGACACGGACAGCAGCGGGAUCGACAACACGGACUUUGCUGUGACGGACUUCCCGAAGGUGUACCGCCUGCCGAAGGAACCCACCGUGGCGGCGCAGGCGAUGGAGGAGGUGAACAACUGGGUGCUGACCGUGUCCAUCGACAACACGGUCGCCUCGGAUAGCCGGACGCUACCGAUGGUUUCCGAUCCGGAGAACGGAGAGCUGAUGUUUGCCGGCUCCGUGAAGUCCCCGCACACAGGCAAAGUGUACCCGACGUGCGCAGUGACCGGCUACCCCGUCAUCGGCGAUGGUCUGACGAAGUGCGCCCAGUGCCAUCGCCCGGCGAACCAGGCGGACUGGAACAAGUUUGUGCUGACGGCAAAGCGCUGUCCGUGGUGCGGCGCGGCGGCGAGCCCCAACUUCAAGGUGUAG
Molecule: messenger RNA, 5403 nt
Organism: Leishmania mexicana MHOM/GT/2001/U1103
Lineage: Eukaryota; Euglenozoa; Kinetoplastea; Trypanosomatida; Trypanosomatidae
Exons: 1
Coding region: 1-5403 (1800 amino acids)
Biological process (GO): intraciliary transport
Cellular component (GO): intraciliary transport particle B; ciliary basal body; axoneme
Molecular function (GO): identical protein binding
Source: RefSeq, a predicted model, not a curated record